Messenger RNA from Dendronephthya gigantea, 417 nucleotides. Its product is annotated as transcription factor 15-like. Gene Ontology annotation, molecular function: DNA-binding transcription factor activity, RNA polymerase II-specific; protein dimerization activity; RNA polymerase II transcription regulatory region sequence-specific DNA binding. The record is from RefSeq and is a predicted model, not a curated record. Gene Ontology annotation, biological process: developmental process; regulation of transcription by RNA polymerase II. The coding region runs from base 1 to 417 and encodes 138 amino acids. The transcript has a single exon. Lineage: Eukaryota; Metazoa; Cnidaria; Anthozoa; Malacalcyonacea; Nephtheidae.
AUGCCCGAGAAAGAGGAUGAAAUCCAACUUCAUGAAGAUGAGCAACAAGCGACGGAGACAAAACCGAAGCAACGCAAAAGACGUCGCAAGCGAAUGCUAACAGGCAUCAGCAAACAGAGAAGGCUGGCGAACGAAAGGGAGAGAAAAAGGCUUCAGGUGGUUAAUACAGCCUUUGUUAGCUUGAAGAACGUUCUACCGCUGUCGUCUGUCGAUCAAAAGAUAUCACGGAUUGAAAUUGUUCGCUUGGCAGCCCGGCACAUCGCCUCGCUCAUGCAACUCUUGCAACAUGGUGAAGAUUUGCAAGGUGUGGAGGACGAACAUUUCUGUUGUGAAGAUCAAAUUACAAGUGAUGAUGAAAUUAUCGGUAAUCAUGGUGACUCCGAUGGAUGUGAUGGAGACGAUAAUUUAGAUCUAUAA